AUUAUUUAUGCAAACCUGAGGACAAUAUUUACAACAUUGACUUCACCAGGUUUAAGAUCCGGGACCUUGAAACUGGAACAGUGCUGUUUGAAAUUGCAAAGCCAUCUGCUUCAGAGCAAGACGAGGAGGAUGACGACGACAGCAGUGAGCUGGACGCUAGUGCAGGCCGCUUUGUUCGGUACCAGUUCACCCCAGCGUUUCUCCGUCUUCGGACUGUUGGUGCAACAGUGGAAUUCACAGUGGGAGAAAAGCCAGUGUCAAACUUUCGGAUGAUUGAGAGGCAUUACUUCCGAGAUCGCUUGCUGAAGAACUUUGACUUCGAUUUUGGCUUCUGCAUCCCCAGUAGCAGGAACACAUGUGAACACAUCUAUGAAUUCCCUCAGCUCUCAGAAGACCUUAUCCGUCUGAUGGUUGAAAAUCCCUACGAGACCCGCUCAGACAGCUUCUACUUUGUGGACAACAAGUUGAUUAUGCACAACAAGGCCGACUAUGCCUACAAUGGAGGACAGUAAUCAUUCUGUGUCCACUGGGUGCUGUGCUGCCGUUAACCAUUCCAGAUGUGCAGGAGUGGACUGGAGUUGCUGUCUCUUGCAACAAGGCUUCUUGCCAGACCUCUUCUCCUUACAUGAGGCUGAAAACACGAAGCAAAGACGACAGCUCAUGAAAGUAAAGGAAAUCUCCCUGCAACGCUUCUCUAUCUGACACUCGACGUAUCUUGCCUCUCGUUCUCUCUUUCUGGUUCCCUUCUGGUACAUUAGGUCACGGAUCAGAGGCACUGUUAGAAAAUUGUUGCUGUUACAGUGUUUGUAGUUAGGCUGCACUUCUGGUGCUUCUGAUGUUUCACCUGUUGGGUGACUGCCCUCUUUCAAGAGGUCAGAUUGUUUGGGUAAGCUGUUUCUUAGGAGCGUUUUCCCCCUUCAAGUAGCCAGUGGCGCCUGAAGAGCAGAUCUCUCGUUCAGUUGGACAGAUCAUCUCUUUAGUGCACAAUGGUUUAGUUUGUAGCAUGGCUGAGAGUGCUUUUUAGGGUGCAUCCCGAUAUUCUCCAAUGGGAAAGAUAAGAGACUAAUUGAGCUUCU
This is a messenger RNA of Mesitornis unicolor (brown roatelo), 1076 nucleotides long. Its product is annotated as protein unc-119 homolog B. The record is from RefSeq and is a predicted model, not a curated record. Gene Ontology annotation, molecular function: lipid binding. The annotation marks the transcript as partial. Gene Ontology annotation, cellular component: cilium. Lineage: Eukaryota; Metazoa; Chordata; Aves; Mesitornithiformes; Mesitornithidae. The transcript is spliced from 4 exons. Gene Ontology annotation, biological process: nervous system development; lipoprotein transport; cilium assembly.